This is a messenger RNA of Echinops telfairi (small Madagascar hedgehog), 2315 nucleotides long. It is a transcript of the gene MEPE, whose product is annotated as matrix extracellular phosphoglycoprotein. The transcript is spliced from 5 exons. The coding region runs from base 99 to 1721 and encodes 540 amino acids. NCBI's taxonomy places the organism in Eukaryota, Metazoa, Chordata, Mammalia, Afrosoricida, Tenrecidae. Gene Ontology annotation, biological process: biomineral tissue development. Gene Ontology annotation, molecular function: extracellular matrix protein binding. The record is from RefSeq and is a predicted model, not a curated record. Gene Ontology annotation, cellular component: extracellular matrix.
AACAAACUUUAAAUGUCUGCAAAAUACCCUAAGACUCAUACUUCUGAAGGUAGCCUGAAGGUAGUCUGAAGGUCAACGAGCCCAGAGAUUCUCAAAAGAUGCAGAUGAUCUGUCUGGGAAUGCUCCUUUUCAGCCUGGCCCGGGCAGCACCAACCUUUCAACCACAGUCUGAGAAAACUAAGCAAGGCUGUGUGGAAGAAGAGAAGAUAACGUACAAAGGCCACCAUGAGAAACAUGGAUAUUAUGUUUUAAAGUGUGUGUACAGAUCCCCUCGAAGGAAAACUCAAACUGACAUAAAGCAGGAAGAAUGGAGCAAAGACAGGACUGCCCUUCACCAUCUGGGGACAAGAAGGAAACAAGAGUCACCUCUAGAAAAAAACAGUGCCCAGGAGAGAGAGAAAUAUGUGUCCCUUCUUGAAACCAAUGGAAAUCAUCAAAGCCAAAAAUCUCAAACUCUCUUUGCAAACAGAAAGACAGGGCACGAACACUACAGCGCGAAUCACACAGAGGAUGUCCACGCUGACCGCGCGGUGUCCCUUCGUGCUGCAUCCACUCGGAAGAGUGGGCCGGAGAAGGUAGCUGCUGCUCUCCGUGAACGUGACCGAGAAACAGAGGGUGCGGCUCACCCUGGGAAGGACAUGCCAUGGUUCCCGGGGCCGGGGGCUGCCCUUGAACUCCCGCGGGAAAAAAACAAAGAGAAGAAACUCGGGGAAGCUCCACACACAAUUCCCAGAGGUGUUCACAAUGAAGAAGCCUCCCCCAAAUAUGAAAAGACUCUUCAAAGAGAUGCCCAAGCCCCAAAUGGUCCGGCCCAAGGGACAAACCCCCGUCACGUCCGAGGCGGCACUGACUUUCUACAGCAACUGACAAAAGUCAAAACUCUGCCCCGGGAUUUUGAAGGCAGUGGUUACCCGCAGCUCCGACAGAGAGGAGACGACGAUGUCGGCCCUUUCAGCGGGGAUGGCCAGCCUUCUGAGGACAUUCUUGGUCAAGGAGAAACGACGAGUCCUGACCCAGAAGGUCCGGACAUUCAGACAGGUGAAUCUGAGGCGACUCAGCCUGACAGAAGAGGGUCCCGUUAUAACGAGAAAGGGGGGUCCAGUAGAGAUGCCAUUGGAAGUGGGGACCCCGCCGCCCCAGGGUCCACGGGCGCUGAUGUGCGUCUGAUGGAGGAGGGCGCCGAUGACAUCCUGGGCCAAACGGACCUGCAGGAACUCCCUGGACACCACGUGGACUCCGGCAGUCGGAAUGCUCAUCGAGGGGGAGUGGAGAUGCUGUACCCCGGUACCCCCUCAAAGGGGAAGCGCAAAGAGAGCGGCAGGGAGGUGACGCAAAGCACAAAGGACAAUGAGAUUCCUAAAAAUGGCAAAAGCGGCACGCGAAAAGGUGCGGGGCAUUCCCAUCGAAACCAAGUAACCUCGACGGAAGAACAAAAACCUCCUGGUAAAAGGAAAAGUCCGGGCCCUGCUCGUGGUAACGAAAUAGGUUCCUACAAGAGUCCCGCUAGCGAAGAAAAUAGAGUCGCACACAAUGAUGGGGGCAGAAGGCUUUAUGCACCCCCUUGGCGAAACAAUGCCGCUCGAGGAAAGGGUGUGUCGCGAGGCAACGGUUCCCGGGAACCCAGAAGACCCCACUCCAACAGAAGCCGUGACCGCAGGAGACAGGGGGAUAGCAGUGAGCCAUCUGAGAGUGACAGCUCCAGUUCCAGUGAAGGUGACUAGCGCCUACACUGCCUGCCAUCGUGGAGGGAGUGGAUCUCAGAGCACUGGAGAGCAGAUCACGGGAGAGUAACCAAGACACUUUGUCACCUUGGGAGAAUUCUUGGUAUUUUUUCGGGCAAUAUCAAAUGCCAAAUUCUAUUCAAAGGUAUAACGAAUAUGCUUUUUUUUUUUAGGCAGAAAACAUUUUAAGGAUUUAUGGAUUAAGUACGAUUUAAAUAGGUAUCAUUUUAGUCAGCAAAUGUCACAAAUGCCUUGCAGUGUUGUUUACUCUGUAGUCAUUAGCCAGAGUUGGUAUAUGAUAAUCUGUAAUUAAAUGAGCUAUAGCAGUGGUUCUCAACCUGUGGGUCACCACCCUUUUGGGAGUCGACCAUUUCUUUCACAGGGGAUGCCUAAGACCAUCAGAAAACACAUCUAGCCGAUGGUUUUAGGAACCGAGACACCGCUCCUCUCGGGUCGCCCACAUGCAGAUGCUGAUGUGGGGAGAAAGAAGCUAUUUUAACUUUCCCACUGAUGCUACUUUUUACGCAUACUGUCGCAAACUGGAACAAUGUAGUUUACUGCUGUUAUAUUAAGACUGUUACCCAUGCUACACCG